Molecule: messenger RNA, 1803 nt
Organism: Colletotrichum truncatum
Lineage: Eukaryota; Fungi; Ascomycota; Sordariomycetes; Glomerellales; Glomerellaceae
Product: glycoside hydrolase family 43
Biological process (GO): carbohydrate metabolic process
Molecular function (GO): hydrolase activity, hydrolyzing O-glycosyl compounds
Source: RefSeq, a predicted model, not a curated record
AUGCGAUUUCCAACUGCCCUGUUUGGGGCAGCACUGCUCUGUCUGUCUGCGUCGGCCGCAACAGACUGUGACAAGAGCCAAGAACCGCAGUUUUACAACUCGGCUCGCCAUGCAGCUGCAGACCCCUACGUCUUUUACGACUCCAAGAGCGGGCAGUACUACGCCUAUUCCACCGAGGGCGCAGAUGCAGGAUACCAUUUUGCUGUCUACAUCAGUCCAGACCUUUCCACAUGGCGCAAGCACCCUGGCGGCGUGUUGAAAGCGUGUUACGAUGAUCAGAUGAAACAAGUCGAUGGCGGCCAGGCAUGUUGGGCUCGCGACUGGUAUUGGGCCCCUGAGACGUAUUACAACGAGAAGACGGGAUGGUACUUUUUUUUCUUUGCUGGGCGCCUGCGGGAGGACUUGGCCAAGGACCAUUUUCGCUACUCAAAGUUUGAGGAGCCGUCCAAGCUUGGUGUAGCAGUCUCUCGAUCACCAACAGGACCUUUCAGGGAGAUUCGACCCCAGCCCAUCGGUUAUUACCCAUUCGAUCCCGACUACCAUGAUGUGAACCUCAUCAUGGACGAGCUGCAAAUGUUGCCGCCGCAAACUCUCGAAGAAGGAAAGACUGCUCCAAAAGGGACAUACAUACCAACCAUCGACGUCAAUAUCUUUUUCGACAGCAAUGGCCGCAUUUACCUUUACACGUCUCGAAAUGCCUACCGAAACUGGAAUUGGGACGAAAAGUUGGGCAAGUACAUUGAGGAGUCAAACAUUAUCGUUGUUGAGAUGGAUCGACGUUGGUGGGAUGACCCCUUCGCACGCACCAUGCCAGAGAUUGCUUCGUCGGAAAUCGACGUCCAUGCAAAGGACGCGCCAGAACUACCGAGCAAUAUCACGUCCUACAACGGUACAGGCGAGCUCGGUAGUCCUCCGCGAAAAGACGGGUGGACAACUGUCAUUUCGUACGGAGCGGACCCGCAAGAAUGGGAGAAUUUCCAUGUCAACGACUACAAGGCUAACAACGGCACCAAAAAAGAUAGGCGAUGGUCAGAGGGAAGUACCCUGAUCAAGCGGACAGGAAAAGACGACAAGCCGGUUUAUCUGCUUACUUACAGCGCCAACAAUUACGAAGCGUCCAAUUAUGGCGUAGGGUUUGCGACGGCUGAGUCUCCGCUCGGUCCGUUCCGCAAGUCUACCAAGAACCCGAUUUUGUCACAGGCACCAGACGCGGAGAUUCCCAUCUACUCUACGGGCCACGGGAGCAUCGUCGCAUCACCUCCCCGCAGCAGAGGAGACAGGGUUGGAGCACAGGAGGUUACACAUCGUACUCCAGAUGGCGCUGAGCUCUUUUAUGUGCACCAUGCACGAAAUGACACCACUCGGGAUCGCUCCAUUUACACCACCCGCAUGCAUCUGGACAAGUCUGCGAUCUUUGUCGGCUCUAAUGAUGCUAUCAGUAUGAGUUUGACGCCGUUGAAUCAGCCACUCCCGAAUAAUACAUACCCUAUCCAGGUGGAAAAUGGGUGUCCGAGAGGCAGAAAUGCGGGCUCCUUGUUCGAAGUACGUGUGGUCUCUAGGGCCGGUGCUCCAUUCGAUCUUACCGAGGGCUCAAACAGAGUCGUUGCACAACCCGAAGAAAUUGAGCCGACCUCGAUUGAGCAGGGUAUCGCAAGAGACGGAUCUUUUGUCGUCAAGUUUGACACUGCCUCUGUCAAGGAACUGGCAUACCAGCGCUAUAGCGUAAGCGGAAAUUGGACGACAGUUGUCACCACAAAGGUUGAUUGUAGGUUGACUGAGCGCUUGCUGAACCUACAGCCUUGA